ACCACUAGAUGUCACUGUGACACCGCGUUUUGAUUCAGCAGCUCGCUUCAUUCAUUUCAGCGGUUUCAAGUCAAAUACAGAGCUCUGAGAAAUGACUCAAUAAAUACCCGCGUGACUUUUUGCCAAUUUACUUUAGGGUAACUCAUAAUAUAUCUAUCACUUCUGUUUUUAUAAAGAAUAAAGGCAAGAAAACGGAAGCCUGAGCUAAUUAGCUUCUCAAUUUACAGUGUGGUGUUGCACCUGGCCUUGCCUCUGUGUGUCACCAGCCCAGCAGAGACAGGAACCUUUCAGACCAAAUGCCUCGAGCGUCACUUCUGGCUCUCUGUCAAGUCCAGCUUCCUCGGCUCAAUGAUCCGCUUUGACUUUGAAGACCAGAAUGGAUAUCACAUCCUCUCUGAUCAGGAGGCUGCACUCUGUGGUUACACCGUCCUAAUCGGUGGCGUUGGAGACCUGGUGUUUCGUGCCUCCUUCCUGGCCUGUCACGUUCACACCCAGACGGGCACAGACUACCACCUGCGCGUCUGGUUUGUGAACCUGCAGGCGGAUGGGAAGGUGGGACUAUACCCCUUCCAGCUCUACUGCUCUUUCCAGGGGCGGUGGAGCACCAGAGAGAUCGUCUGUGAAGAAAACUACAUGGAGGUGUCCGUCCAGCUUCCUGUCCUGACUGUGCAAUCCAAAAAUGACAAGAAGGGAGCUCAUCAGGCAGACACUGCUGUGAUGUUCCACAGAGCGGAUCAGCCGCCUGAAGAAGCCGUGGUGUUGUCCCUGACAGCCGCUGCUGCUCAGCACUACCACAUCUCGAUGAGUGGCUCACGUCUCACCCUCCGCUGUCCCUACUCCUCCCCUUUCUCACGCUUAAUGAAGGUGAGUGGGGUGGAUUUAGAAAUCCUAAGUGCAACUGUCCUGUACCGACUGCAGAGCAACUUCCUAGCUGUUGACACCACCGUCGCCUGUGCCCUAAAUGAGGCUACAACAGACGGGUCUGACCUGCUGUGGACCGUCCCUUUUAAUCUGUCUCCUCUUGUUCAUGGGCAGUUCAGGGACAGAGGAAUGAGGGUCGGAGUUAACAGCCAAGCUCUGAACGAAUCUGACGUUAAAGAGAGACGAUACAAGAUCGGCCUGCAGGAAGGACGAGUGGAGGUCAGGAUUCCUACAGGAGCCCCAGGUGGACACUUAAAGAGUGGUGUUGUCAGGGGACGGUACAGCCAGUCCAUGUCCGUGGAUCUGUUCUUUAUGAGGCAGUGGGAGGACGAGCGUUGGCCUCUCACACAGCAUCGCUCCUUCAGGCUGCUGAAGACUCCUGCCAUCCCUCAAACCCCCAUCUUGACCAACAGCACGGUCCCAUCCGAGGGAUUAUUUUCUGUCACUUUAGGCCCGUUUGCACCUGAUGUGUCCCUCCAGAAGGUGACCAUAGACGGUGGUGGUGACCUUUUAACCUGGACCCAAAGCCUCCAAACGCAGACUGACACAGACCUUUCGGUGUCCAGGCUCUCCCACGUUAACGGGAGCUUCUCUUACCAGUUCAGUUUUCCGUUGUCGCACCCAAAAAUAAUCCCUGAGUAUAUAGGUGCUGGCUAUAAGACGUACAGCUUCACUUUCACCUUUACGCUUAACAUCUCACCCAGUAGAGAAGUGUUUUACCAUCAAGCCACCGUAGAGCAUAGUGUUGAGUUUGCAGCUCCAGGUUCCCCCAGACUGGAAGGGAAGUGCACAGAGAGCAGCCUGCUGGUGCUGCUGCACCACGGGGCCCAGGACGAGCUGCAGUGGGAGCUGUUGCUCGGAGCCCGCCGGCUGGACUGGGACCUGGUGGAGAUGGGUGGGUUCGUGGUGGAGGCAGAGGAGGACUACUUAACUGUGGAGAUCCCUCUCUACAGCUCUGGGAUGAAGUAUGAGGAGCUGACAUUGCAGGGUCUUGUUGCUGGAGUGGAAGUGUCUGUUGUGGAUGCUGAGUCUCUGAAGCUGCAGGACAGUCUUGUCCAUCGAUGCACCUUCCCUGCUCGAGAACUAAUAGUUUGUUUGCCAGAAGGGAGGAUGGUGGCAGUGGUCGACACCACCCACACCAUCCCGCCCACUCACCCCAACCGAACUGCUCUAUCGGACCCCAAAUGUGUUCCCAUGGAGACGGACAGCGCCAGAGCUCUGUUCAGCUUCAGCCUCGACUCCUGUGGGACACUUGUCACUACCGAGGGAGAUUUCCUGGUUUAUGAAAACCAGAUCAGCUACACUCAAGAUUUUCUGCCUUUGGAUGAUCCCGUUAUACACAGAGAUUCUCCAUACAGACUGACAAUCCAGUGUCGCUACCCCGCAAACCAUACCAGUACUCUUGCUAUCCAACAUCCUGUGUACACAUCUCUGGACCUUUCACCAAUGAUGCCAGUUAAACGCACACGCAGGGAGGCUGCAAACACAGGUCAAAGGAAAUGGACGGUGAAUCUUGAGCAACAAGAAAAACAUCAACAAGUUUCAGUGUGGAUAACGUUGAUGCAUGCCUCCCUGCUGCUUCUCAUGCUCUGCACAUUUGGUUCUGCGUACUGGAUCUGUGAAUUAAAUCAGUGAACACUAUUUUAUUUAUUAUUAGGUAUUUGUUUUAAAUUAUUUUAUGUCAUCUCUUUAGUUUUUAUUUUGACAGGGUUUGAGAAAUUAAGUUAUUGUAUCUUUCUUCUUUGUUCAUUAAAGAGUGUUCUGAUAAA
Molecule: messenger RNA, 2690 nt
Organism: Seriola aureovittata
Lineage: Eukaryota; Metazoa; Chordata; Actinopteri; Carangiformes; Carangidae
Exons: 19
Coding region: 349-2556 (735 amino acids)
Source: RefSeq, a predicted model, not a curated record